Molecule: messenger RNA, 2646 nt
Organism: Lasiodiplodia theobromae
Lineage: Eukaryota; Fungi; Ascomycota; Dothideomycetes; Botryosphaeriales; Botryosphaeriaceae
Product: F-box domain cyclin-containing protein
Exons: 3
Coding region: 1-2646 (881 amino acids)
Molecular function (GO): protein binding
Source: RefSeq, a predicted model, not a curated record
AUGGCAGCCAACCAAAUGAGUGCCCGCCCGGCAUACUCCACGCCUUCUGGCACGUCCUCUGCAAUUCCUUCCGCGGGCACUGCGAAUCCGCUGUUGGGCGACAGCUCUGCAGACAAUGUGCCGUCGGAGAGCGACUCGCCUUCUGGUGCCUCUUCGUCGUCAGGCUCUGGCACUAGCUCGCAACCCGCCGGCUCGUACGACCUGGACUUGUUCACCGAAUUCCUUAAGAAUAGGCCACCGACCUUCCAAAUGAGCUACAUGGGCAUCAGCCCCCAUGCGAUCCAGCCAGCCUUUCCUCUUCUGCAUCCGGACAGCUCACAGGCCGUGCGCAGGAACGUCACAGUCCCCGAGGCUGUAUUCAAGAUGACACCCCGCACGCUCUUGGCUUAUACAGUGCCGGAAGACCAAACAAUCACCAACGUUUUGCUGGAGCCCCUCGCCGAUCACAAAACACCUGCUAAAUUCACCGCCUAUCCUCUUCUUGAAAGCCACCAUGCGGACUCUUUGGAGCAUGCAUCGCUUAUCGCUUUCGAUAGUUGGGCGGACAGUCGGGGAAUUCCUCAUGCCCGCGCUCCACCCAUGCUCAAUCCUCCUGUGACCCAAGUCAUUGGCAGACUUCCCCAGGAAAUGUUCGACGAGAUUGCAGGAUACCUAUCACAGGAUGACUUGAAGUCUCUCCGAUUGACAUCUCGAAUGAUGUGCAUUCGUGCAACUGGUGCUUUGUUCAAGACCAUCGUCAUACCUUUCCAUUCUGGCAUGUUUGGCGAGGAACUUCGAGCUGAACUGAAGGCACACGCCGGCAAAGGAAAGGGCAAGAGCAUGGCAAUUGAUGUCUUCAAGACUCAUGGCCACCUCGUGCAGAAGUUUGGUAUCAGCUACGAAAUCAAUGAAGUCAUCUUGCCAAAGCUGGCGGAGCAAAUGCUCACCAAGUCGUACUGGGGUACCUACUACUGGCCAACUGACCCCAGCAGACAUGAUGACACACCAAUAUCCGCGGUGGAAGAGGUUAUAGGCAUGAAGGAAGCCUUUGCCGAAAUGGACAACUUGAGGGAGCUUGCACUAUCGAUCAACAGCGGUCUUGGCUGGCUUCCGGGCCCAGACAAGUCAAUACGUUCUCAGAUGGUCCGUGACCGUAUCGAGCUGUUUCCCGGAGCCCAUGCACUACCUUCGAGAAACACACAAGCUCAACGUGAGCUUUGGAAUUUCGUCAAGUCGCAAUACGCUGCCCGUGACCAGCUUCGCGAACUUGCUGCGUCUCGUCUUUACAAACUAGAAUGCGCUGACCAUCCAGCCCCACGUGAUCCCAUCACCUACAGUGGAAUUCCGAACGAGUUACAGUACGUUGAUCGCCAGACUCUGAUGGAGGCUACUGUACCGGAUGGCGAGCAGAGUGGAUUACGCUCUUCCAACGGACUUCUCAUGACCGCGCGCGACGCUAAUCACUCUCAAUCGUGCUCGUCGUAUCCGGUCCUACCGGCUAGCCUCACGCAAGAACAGAUUGCCGCGCUUAGGAAGACCCGAUGGGCUCAAGAUUCGUUGGUAGACGCCUACAUAAUCGGGGUGAUCGACUCAAAGACAUGCAGGGCAGUCAAGACCCUGAACUUGGCAUGUUUGCCUGGACGUACCAUCGAAGAUUUCAACCGAGCCGAUUUCUGGGAGGCUUUGCCCUGCCUAGAAAACCUCAAAAUCAUGGUCAUGGGGGAAAUCGGUGUUGUGAGACAAGACCGCUUUCGUGUGCUGCGCUAUGAUUCAGUCGAAAUGUCGGGGGCAACCUCCCCAUUCAAAGGCUUGUUGAUGGAUCAGAUCGCAGGACGAGAGAGCAUCAAGAACUUGCACAUUGGCUGGGCAAGUGGCGGUGAACAGGCGAUUGGAUUGUUUGGAAGAAACAGGCACCUCCUACCAGCUCCGUUCACCGUUGAUGCGCCGGUGCCAUCACCUUUCAUGAUGGAUGAUAUCGUCGUCUUCCCGCACGUCCAGCAUCUGACGAUCUCUAACUGCUGGAUGACAGCAAAUGCUCUGGAGCGUAUUGCCGCGGCUCAUCAAAGGCUUGAGCUUCGGAAGCUUACUCUCAACUCGAUCUCGUUGCAGGUCCUCCCUCGUUCGCUUGGUGGAGCAAUGCCAGCUAUGACUUCCAAAGUCUAUGUAAGAAACGCUCCUGCAGAUCAACUCGCGCUCGACUGGCCAUUCAGGGAGUGGUCCUGGCCGCGCGUACUCGAUGCAAUCUCGCCUGGUCCGAACUUUCGUCUUCUGGGCAAGGAGAGCAGGGGCUCCACCAGCCCUGGAACUCUGAAGGAGAUUGAACUGGUGUCAUGUGGCCAUAGCGCCCUCGAACACCUUUCGUGGAAUAUAUCCGAUUUGGACCCGGAAUUCUUCUACGCCCCUGUCGUACCGAAUCGUGAAGACGUGGCUGCUUACUUUCGAUCGCGCCGCCAGGCCCUUGAGCCACACAUGUCCAGGGUGUUCGACCUGUGGCUCGGUUCUAUCAUCCAGCACAUUCCCCAGACAGAGUCCAACGCUCUUCAGAUCAUUUGGGGAGCUACUAUCGGCUGGCAGGAUGAAGACGCCAGGUUCGCAGCGUCUUUGGACGGUCUUCGUCCGGGUGGUACUGGACGCUUCUCUGCAGUCAUUCGUGCCGCUGGUCAUUGA